AGGGAGGGAGAAGGAGAAGGAGAGGGAGGCGGCGGCGAGGAGGAGGAGAAGCGGGCGAGAGACGAGAGAAAGGCCGAGAGCGGGGCCACAGGCAGCCCUUCACGGUCCGGGAUGCCCUACAAGCUGAAGAAGGAGAAGGACCCUCCAAAAUCGACCAAAAGCACUACAAAAGCUAGUAGCAGCAGCAGCAGCAGUGGUAGUGGCAGCAGUGGGACCGGGAAAGAUGCCAGCACAGAAAAUUCAGAAGAGGUCCAGCAACAGCAGCAACAACAGCAGCAGCAGCAACAGCAGCAGCAGCAGCAACAACAACAGCAGACCUCAAAUAAGCGUCCCAGCAACAGCACUCCUCCACCAACACAGCUGAAUAAGAUCAAGUAUUCAGGGGGACCCCAGAUUGUAAAGAAGGAGCGACGGCAGAGCUCCUCUCGGUUCAACUUGAGUAAAAACCGGGAGCUUCAAAAGCUCCCUGCCCUUAAAGAUGCGCCGCCUCACGAACGGGAAGAGCUCUUCAUCCAGAAGCUGCGACAAUGCUGCGUCCUCUUUGACUUUGUCACUGAUCCCCUCAGUGACUUGAAGUUCAAAGAGGUGAAGCGAGCAGGUCUCAAUGAAAUGGUGGAGUACAUCACACACAAUCGGGAUGUUGUCACCGAGGCCAUUUAUCCCGAAGCUGUCAUCAUGUUUUCAGUGAAUCUCUUUCGAACACUUCCCCCAUCAUCCAACCCAACGGGAGCAGAAUUUGAUCCUGAGGAAGAUGAACCCACGCUAGAAGCUGCUUGGCCACACCUCCAGCUGGUAUACGAAUUCUUCCUGAGAUUCCUGGAAUCACCAGACUUUCAACCAAAUGUAGCCAAGAAGUAUAUCGACCAGAAGUUUGUAUUGUCACUGCUGGACCUGUUUGACAGUGAAGAUCCCAGAGAACGGGAUUUUUUGAAGACCAUUUUGCAUAGGAUUUAUGGGAAGUUCCUGGGUCUCCGAGCGUAUAUACGGCGGCAGAUCAACAAUAUAUUUUACAGGUUUAUCUAUGAGACGGAGCACCACAACGGGAUUGCAGAACUGCUAGAGAUUUUAGGAAGUAUAAUCAAUGGAUUUGCUUUGCCCCUGAAGGAAGAGCACAAAAUGUUUCUCAUCCGGGUUUUGCUCCCAUUACAUAAAGUGAAAUCUCUGAGCGUCUACCACCCCCAGUUGGCAUAUUGCGUUGUGCAGUUCCUGGAGAAAGACAGCAGUCUGACUGAGCCGGUCAUUAUGGGCUUGCUGAAAUUUUGGCCAAAAACACAUAGUCCCAAGGAGGUUAUGUUCUUGAAUGAGCUGGAAGAAAUAUUGGAUGUCAUUGAGCCAUCUGAGUUCGUGAAGGUGAUGGAGCCCCUAUUCAGGCAGCUGGCCAAGUGUGUCUCCAGUCCACACUUCCAGGUUGCAGAGAGAGCGUUGUACUAUUGGAAUAAUGAAUACAUCAUGAGUUUGAUCAGUGACAACGCAGCCAAAAUCCUCCCGAUCAUGUUUCCUGCGCUCUACAAGAAUUCUAAAAGUCAUUGGAACAAGACAAUCCAUGGGUUGAUCUACAAUGCACUGAAGCUAUUCAUGGAGAUGAACCAGAAGCUGUUUGAUGACUGUACACAGCAGUACAAGGCAGAGAAGCAGAAAGGACGAUUCAGGUUGAAAGAACGAGAAGAGAUGUGGCACAAGAUUGAGGAGCUAGCCCGCCAAAAUCCUCAGUACCCCAUGUAUUGCGCACCCCCACCUUUGCCUCCUAUUUAUUGCAUGGAGACGGAGACCCCCACUGCAGAGGACAUACAGCUACUGAAGAAAACGAUGGAAACAGAGGCUGUGCAGAUGCUGAAAGACAUGAAGAAGGAGAAAGUGCUGCUGCGUCGGAAAUCGGAGCUUCCUCAGGAUGUCUACACCAUAAAGGCCCUGGAAGCGCACAAGAGAGCAGAAGAAUUCCUCACCUCAAGCCAAGAAGCACUCUGACGGGCUAGGGAGACCCCGGAGGGUACACAGAAACGCACUUUGUUCUAAUGUAUAACUAGGGAAUGAACAUGGUGAGCUGUGCCUGUCCUCCACUCCAUUCUCAUUCUUUCAGGUUAGAUUUGAUUUUACAUUGUACCUCAUAUCCCACCACACUGUCACUUCCUCCUGCUUUAUCCUCUUAAGGUUGUGUUUGUGUGCACGUGUGAAAGGAGCCUAGCCAAUCCGUAAGAGUAGCAUUCCACACAGGAGGCAUCCCAGUUCCUGUCGUCAUUGAUUUGACUCCAGUCCCAGGACCAAAGCAGUGAGAGUUCAGGCAUUUAUCAGCCACACACUACUACAGGAGUGGGCUCCACAAGUGGUCUUCCAGAUACCAUUCAGCUACGGCUCCCAUCUUCUCUUGCUGUUGGCUAUGCUAGUUGGAGCUGAUGGGCACUGUAGUCCAACAACAUCUGGAGGACCACCUACCCCUGCACUACAAUAAUGAUUCACUAUAGCUUCCUAACACUGGCUUUGAACUCCCAUUACCAUCCAUCUUCACACGAUAAUACAAGAGCUAUAUGUGACGUUGGUUGUGCAGGUAAAUACAAGUGAUUUUCUAGGGAUCAAGACAUGCUAGGCUAGAUUUGAAAAUAAUGUAUGUUCUUCCUGUCCCCCUCUGGCCAAAUAAAUGGCUAAUUGGUAAUAGA
Anolis sagrei ordinatus is the source of this 2651-nucleotide messenger RNA. It is a transcript of the gene PPP2R5D, whose product is annotated as protein phosphatase 2 regulatory subunit B'delta. The record is from RefSeq and is a predicted model, not a curated record. NCBI's taxonomy places the organism in Eukaryota, Metazoa, Chordata, Lepidosauria, Squamata, Anolidae. Gene Ontology annotation, biological process: signal transduction; protein dephosphorylation. Gene Ontology annotation, molecular function: protein phosphatase activator activity. Gene Ontology annotation, cellular component: protein phosphatase type 2A complex; cytosol; nucleus.